CAGGUAACUGGUACUAACUAGCAUUGUAACAGAAAGAGAGACAGACCCAAUUACGUAGUGGUUCGGUUGCGUUGCGUUGCGUGCGAUCUGGAAGGAACGAGAAAGAUGAGAAGAGAAGACACGUGCGAGCGCGUGGAGAAGGCGCUGCGGGAGUGCCACCGGCGAGUUCCGGCGGGUCCGAGUCGCGACUCAGCGUGCCGGCACCUUAACCAGGGGCUGGCGAUGUGCCUCGUUUCUCUGGCGUGUCCUGGGGAAUCGGAGGCGGUGCGCACCCUCUGCUCCAGCGCCGGCACCGCUCACAAGCGCCACCAGUGCCAGCAGGCGCAGCUUUCUCUCUCUCUAUGCCUCUCUUCUCGUCAAAACAAUUCCCUGACCUAAUUUUCGCUAUUUUGAUUUCUGUAUUGUGAUUUUUACUCAAGAUAAGCAAUUAUUCUUUUUCCUUAUUAUGUAAUGUAAUUUAGUUUUGAUUUGAUCUGUAAUUGAAAGUGAAUUUGUUAGGGAAGAAAACAAACUAUUUGAAUUACA
This is a messenger RNA of Glycine soja, 525 nucleotides long. RefSeq lists its product as uncharacterized. The transcript has a single exon. The record is from RefSeq and is a predicted model, not a curated record. The coding region runs from base 106 to 378 and encodes 90 amino acids. Lineage: Eukaryota; Viridiplantae; Streptophyta; Magnoliopsida; Fabales; Fabaceae.